Messenger RNA from Temnothorax curvispinosus, 3294 nucleotides. RefSeq names its product inner centromere protein A-like (gene Incenp). The record is from RefSeq and is a predicted model, not a curated record. NCBI's taxonomy places the organism in Eukaryota, Metazoa, Arthropoda, Insecta, Hymenoptera, Formicidae. Gene Ontology annotation, molecular function: protein serine/threonine kinase activator activity. The coding region runs from base 303 to 2888 and encodes 861 amino acids. Gene Ontology annotation, cellular component: midbody; chromosome passenger complex; meiotic spindle midzone. Gene Ontology annotation, biological process: positive regulation of protein serine/threonine kinase activity; metaphase chromosome alignment; meiotic spindle midzone assembly. The transcript has 7 exons.
CGUUAGCCUCCGGGCGGCUGAGGAUUCUGAUUCGUCUCCAUGUGCCCGCCAACAAGAAGAAACCGGCGCUCGGUGCCACUCGGUCCGUAGCCCGCCCGAAUCGGCUGAUCUCGGUGUGCUGCUUGAAUAUUAUUAUUAUUAUCAUCGCCGUUCCCGCGAGCACGCCGCCGUGCCGUAAUGUCUCGUCUGUAUUCGCGUCGUCCGGGAUAUAGGUGUUGAAUUUUGACACGCGCGUGCCUAUACCGCGGUAACACACGCGGACGUACAUACAGGAAUCGUCACGAAUUUACGCCCCCGGCACCAUGAACGCCCGAUCGAAGUCCGAGAUCCGCGAGACCGUUAUCAAUGAUCUGAUGGUCAUCCACAAUCGUCGCGUGGAACUGUCGAACCGUCUCAGGGAGAAUCUGGAGGACAGUCUGUCCUACGUGCAGGAGCUCGCCGCGCAAUUGUCACAGCCGUCGUCUGGGCCGCUCGUCCCGAAGACGCCGAAGAAUCGGAAAAGACUGGUCCAGCGUAUCGAGACCAUACCGGAGGACGAGGUGUUUCAGCAGGAACAUCUUUCGCCAGCGAGCUCCGUGCAGUCUGUCAAUGAGGAGGAACGAAAGGAGAAUGAGGUCGUAGGGGGUAGAGCUAAGAGAGGAGCAUCCAAGAGAGCAGCGGAUAACAUCAAGAAGCAAAGCCUCAUCCUGAGUAAUUCUGUAAAGAAAAUGAAGAGAGACAGUCAGAUUAAAAGGAAAAAGUCAGCAGCAAGCAGUUCCGAUGAAGAUAACGAUAGGAUUUUCAAGUAUAGCAGAAUAGAGGAAAGUCAAACGAGAAGAGUGACGAGGAAGCAAUCCAAACAGAUUGCUCAACCUGUGGAAUCUACGGAACCUGUUGAAGAAGCUAUGGGUAAGAAUACCAAGGAGGAUGAUAAUUUUGAAUCGCCAGUUCUACGACGCUCUAGUAGGGCAAGCUCCAAUACGGCGAGCUUCAAGAGUUCUCAGAACAGGGAAGUGAAUAAUGUCGAUGACACAAUUGCUGCACCCAAUGCAGAUGAUGUCGAUGAACCGUCCAUGUACGAGGAUGCGAUUGGAAAGCCUGUUCCAGUGAUGAAUUCAACUUUAAAGCACAGUCUCUUGCCACAGUUAAACGCCACAGUGGUAUUGGAGCGUUUACCACAACAGCCAAAUUUAAACGAGACAGUGGUGAUCCAGAAAGCAGCUGGAAACAGCAAGAAGUCGAAGGAAAAGGAAAGUUCUAAGAAAACAUCGCAAGACGUUGCGCAAUCGUACAAAGCACCCGCACAAUACAAUGACUGUGAUGAAUUGAUUACAGACGAUGAAUCGUCGCCUGAAACAAAAAAGCCGAGAAAGCAACUUGGUAGGAAGAAGGUUAAUAAGAAACAAGUCAAAGGCACGUCAUCGACGUCCAGCGACGACGAGAUCCCUAAUACGCCGGUGAAGACGCGCGUCAAGGACGCAGUUGCGCCCAUGGCCGCGCAAGAAAGUAAAACCGCGUACAAGUCGAACGCCUUAUUUAGUCCUUACGCAAAGGAAUCUGUGAAGAAGCGAGUCGAAGCGUUCGAGCAGGCGGUUAUGUAUAGCCCGAGAUCGAAGGUCGACGUAGACGCUCCAACCAGAAUAACCAGGACGAAAACUCGUGCAAUGGCCACCGCGGAAAUGGAGACAGAAACGAAUGAGAAGAGCGUUGCGCAAAAAUUAGCUCGUAAGUCGGUCGCGAAAGCUAAGAGGAUCUCGUUAGCGAAACAAAAGAAAAACGAAGAGUUAAAAGAGGUAAAAGAAUCUGUGAACAAGGAACAACUGCCAGAACGUAUUAAUAAAUUGCUUCAGAUUCAAACUGAUAAAAUAAACGUGAAGCAAACACAGCAGUUAAAAACGACACCUUUAAGCAAGCUAAAGUUGAUGCAGCCUACAUUGUCUGUGAAUCGUCUUCACACCCCUUUAAACACGCAGAAUCUUUCGAAUUAUUCAAAAACUUUAACCGCCUCGCGUGCGAACAUCAUUACUAAUAUGGAGUCUUUGAUUCCACCCCCAAAAAGUACCACUAAAACCAAUUCGGCGGAGAACCAAUUAGACGAAAAGAAGCGGCCUGAGGAGGACGCGAGAAAAAAGAGAGAGGAAGCCUUGAGAUUGCUGACGGAGGAGAAGAGAAGGAAGCGACAAGAGAAGGAGCUCAAGAACAAAUUAGCGAGAGAAGCUAAGGAGAAGCAGGAAUUGGAGAAACGGCAGAGAGCCGAGAGAGAAAGAGAGGAGAAGGCGAAAUUAGCCCUUGCGAUGCAAGAAAAGCAACGCGAGGAGAUGGAGAGGAAGCGUCUCGCCCAAUUGCAACGAGCCCAGGAGAAGGAAGAGCGCCGCAAACUGGAGGAGCAACAGAAAUUGCAGAGGUUGCAGGAACAAGAAGAGGCGGAACGUUCGCUCGCCGAGCAAAGACGCCGGGAGCAAGAAGCCGAGAAACGUAGGGAAGCGGAAGCGAGGGCCCAACAAGCCGCCGCCGAAGCAUUAAGAUCUCAGCAGAAAAAUCAACAGUUACUUGCGGCUCAAGCUAAACAUAAGCAACAAGCCAAUAAUAAGCAUCAAGGUGCUACCGUGAGUUAUGUGUUAGAUAGUGAACCUGACGAUGAUGAAUCAGAUGAUGAAAGCAGACCGAAACACGAGAUACCGCAUUGGGCACAGGCACAUGUUCGCAAAGCGCAACUCGCGAUGCAACUACACAUUCCUGACGCAAUAGUUUACAAGUUCUUCAAUACUCGUAAGUGCACGCCAGAUUUGACCGAAUUGUUCCAUGGCAUAGAUAGAAGUCGAUUGAAGCGUACAUCCAGUGCAAUCUGGAAAACGCCGCCGCGUAUUUCCAUGAUGGAAACCGAAUUUCUUGAACCAAAAUUGUCAUAAAUUUUAAAUCACAGAAAAUACUUGAGCAUGAACAUGAUCGGAGGCAUUAUAGUUUAGUAUUGUAUGCAUGUGCUAUUAGCCGAUGAUGAAAUGUCGUAAUAUUUAAGACAAAUCGUUUUAAUUUGAAAUAAAAGUACACGAGGGCGCGUUGUUCAUUGUUAUAUCCUGAUGUUCACCGAGUGACAAUAAUGUAUGUACGUAGCAUCAUUACAACUUGACGAUUAUUAUGUUUACACGAGCGUUACUUUUAUAGUAACUUAACGAUAAUUCCUCCGCGUAAACAAGUGAAUUAUCGUAAGUUACUACAGAAGUAACGCUCGCGUAAACGUAGUAAAUGCUUAAUUACUUAUUUAUAUAUCAUCAUUAUUGUAUUCGCUGAAGAGAGAUUAAAGCCUGUACGUAAUUA